This is a messenger RNA of Gymnodraco acuticeps, 1397 nucleotides long. Its product is annotated as mitochondrial RNA pseudouridine synthase rpusd4-like. The coding region runs from base 1 to 1179 and encodes 392 amino acids. NCBI's taxonomy places the organism in Eukaryota, Metazoa, Chordata, Actinopteri, Perciformes, Bathydraconidae. Gene Ontology annotation, molecular function: RNA binding; pseudouridine synthase activity. The transcript has 6 exons. Gene Ontology annotation, biological process: pseudouridine synthesis. The record is from RefSeq and is a predicted model, not a curated record.
AUGAACAGCUGUAGGAGAAUAGCCUGUAGUGGCUGGAGGUCCGGCCUGAACACCGUCUUCUCCCGGAUCACAACCCCGUCCAGCAGCCGGAGCCAGGCCACCUCCGCUGCCCCAGACCCCGACACGGGAGAGAAACCCCGGCUUAGAGCUAUCGACCUGGCGAAGGAGGUCCAGCAGGAGAAGACGAAGCCCCCGGUGGUGGGACAGAGGAAGAAGCCCCAGGCGGAGGCGUCGGGAGCAGCGGAGGCAGAGACUCCUCCGCCGCCGUCCGGGCAGCAGAAGAGGGUGAUGGAGCUGAAACGGUUCAGUCUGCAACUGCAACAAGUUCAUCCCAACGUGCUGGCCAAACACCUGUUCAGAGGUGUGCUGUACCAGGACAAAGAUGUGGUGAUCACCAACAAACCUUAUGGAGUUCCUGUCAAAGAUGAUUGCGGGGGAACAUCCAUCUCCUCUGUGCUGCCUGUUCUCUCCAAAAUGAUGGAUGGGAUGAAGAUGAAGUCUGAUUCUCAGCUGAUCCCAUGUCUGCGGCUGGAGAAGGAGACAACAGGAGUGUUCCUGCUGGCCAGGAGUGAAGAAGUAGUGCAGCACAUACACAGCCUUGUCACAAAUAACCAAGUGCAGAGAAAAUACUGGGUGGUCAUAGUGGGUGUACCUGUUCCAUCUGAAGGAGUGAUCGACAUCCCCAUCAUAGAGCGAGAGGUCCCAGGCCCUCGCCCGCACUACAAGAUGGCACUAAGUCCUCUUUUCAGAGUGAGUGAUACAGGCGAAGGUGUAACCAAAGUCCGCGCCAAUCGGCAAUCCCAUCCUGCAGUGACCAAGUACAAAGUGUUGGACAGCGGCAGUGGCUGUAGCCUCGUGGAGCUCCAGCCUUUAACUGAAGUGAAGCACCAGAUGAGAGUUCACAUGGCACUUGGUCUGACAUGCCCCAUUCUUGGAGACCACAAAUAUUCCCACUCAAACAAACUGGCUCCUCAGAAAUUACCGGAGCGUGUGCUGGGAAAGCUUGGACUGGAGCAGAGCAAGAUCCGCCAUCUUCCUCUUCACGUGCUCGCUCGACAGCUGACGCUGGCAGGAAACACACAAGAAGACAUCAACGUGACCUGUCCCAUGCCUAAAUACUUCAAACAGACGUUGAAUCGACUGUGUUUAACGUUUUCGGAUGAAAAGGACAAGCUAUAACCACCUUUUUGUUAGCAAUCCAAAGGAUGUAUAAAUGCAGUGAGCAACUGCUGUAAAGAAUUUCAGCUGCAACAUGGGACAGGAGUGCACCAUUUAGGUUAAAUGGGCAAUUAAAUAAUAUCAAGCUUUGUAAAUGUGAGAUGCAAAAUUAUCAAACGGAAAAUGUACAGUGCUAUACAACUCGUUUUUUAGUAAUAAACAAAUGAAGCAGAACUGUA